CUCUUUUACAAAGCUCAUCUUCAUCUUCAUCAACAAGAAGUUGUAAUUCAUUCAGAUUUAACAAAAGAUGGGUUACUGGAAAUCAGUUGUGGUGCCAAAGUUCAAGAAGUUGUUUGAGAAGAACAACGUUAAAAAGGCUGCUGCCGCAGAAGCUUGCAAGAUCUUCGAUGAUGCUAAGGAUAAUUACAACAACGAAUUUGAAGAGAAGAAGGCUGACCUCCAAGCUAAAGUUAUCGAAAUCUACGAGGCUUCUAGCGCCGAAGUUAAGGCCGUUGUGAAGGAACGCAAAGAUGGAGCCUUGAAAACAGUCUCUAACGGAGUCGAAAAGUUCCUUGAGGAACUAUCUAAAAUAGAAUUUCCGGGGUCAAAACCAGUUCAUGAAGCUUGCUCCAAGUUCGGACCAACCUAUAUCGAGGGACCUAUAUACUUCGUCUUUGAGAAGGUGUCAACUUUCAUAGUGGUUGAAGAGGAACCACCUGUAGCCGAACCAGAAGCAGCCGCGGCUCCAGCGGAAGAAACAAGCAGCAAAGAGAAGGAGAUUGUGGUGGAGGAAGAAAAGAAAGAAGAAGUAGUCGCGGAGGAAGUGGCCAAGGUUGAGAAAACACCAGAACCGGCAGCGGCCAAGCCGGAGGAAGUAGCCCCGACCGAGCCAGCUAAGGCUUGCUGAUCAGGGUUUUGUGCAGUGUGGUAACUAGUAAGAUUGAUGUGUGAAAGUUGAUCAAAGGUUUUGUAAACCAAUUUUACUUGGGCAAAUGUGUGUUAUUUUAUCCGUUCAAUGUUUUGUUGGGUGUAUUGAUCUAAAAUUUGUUGUAUAUUAAAGUUGUAACGUGUAUGAUAUUUAAACUUAAUGUUAUACAGAUGAUAUUUGUUUA
This is a messenger RNA of Helianthus annuus (common sunflower), 872 nucleotides long. RefSeq names its product plasma membrane-associated cation-binding protein 1. The record is from RefSeq and is a predicted model, not a curated record. The transcript has 4 exons. Bases 68 to 667 code for a protein of 199 amino acids. NCBI's taxonomy places the organism in Eukaryota, Viridiplantae, Streptophyta, Magnoliopsida, Asterales, Asteraceae. Gene Ontology annotation, cellular component: plasma membrane.